This is a messenger RNA of Pseudogymnoascus destructans, 1185 nucleotides long. RefSeq lists its product as uncharacterized. The coding region runs from base 1 to 816 and encodes 271 amino acids. NCBI's taxonomy places the organism in Eukaryota, Fungi, Ascomycota, Leotiomycetes, Thelebolales, Thelebolaceae. The transcript has a single exon. The record is from RefSeq and is a predicted model, not a curated record.
AUGGUUUGCUGUAAAAGCCUGGGUGUUGCUGAGCGUGAAACUUUAAUAGCUCAGGCAGUAUUAGACGUCCAAUCUAAGAAGUAUAAGAGUGCAUAUCACGCUGAGAAAUUCGGCCUGCUAAAAAAGCGUCUAACAGCAGCGCUCUCCUCACUCAACCAAGCGCAACUUGCGUGCAUACAGAAGUAUGAAUGGAUGGAGGCAUACAUCCAGGCACGGCUUGAUAUAUGUAACCAUCAGAUGAGUCAGCAUACCAUGGCGCUGGCUUGUUUCCUUUUAAUCCCCAGCGAGCAUUGCGUACGCUGCUCAAUGAUGAACCAUCAGUCGAGGCUGAGACCAAAACCACCACAUCAGUAUGAUAUUUUUGACCGAGUCUUUAUCAACAGCUCCCCCCCAGAUGGGAUGACCUUACGCUCUGCAAAUGCGCUCCUUACAACUACGAUUAAUGGUGGUGGGGUGCUGUCAACACCAGUGCAGACGUACAUCCAAAAACUCACAGUUGCGUCAGAGCAACUUCGAGCACGUAGCAUUGUCCACCAACUCGAUGCCAACAACCUGCGAUCAGUUAUAAAGCGACGUAAGGUACGUACGAAAGGGAAAAGGGUUAUUCUGAAGGAUCACUUUCAUGUUUCUACGCAAGAAUUGUGUGAUGCGGUAAUGGAGGCGGAAAAGGCGACACAUAACCCAAGUAAGAAAAAGCCAAAACAAAGGAUAAGCACGCCUCCUCAGACAUUUAAAUUGACGAUUAUAUUGAGGAAGAAGCAGGGGAACAAUCUGAGAGCGACGGUGGAUCAUAUAUUAUCGUUGAUUGUAGUUUAAAUUUCAUAGAUUUGUUAUGUUCUCUUCGAAAUUCCACCGCGUUACGCCAUCCCCCGCGUUACGCCACGACUUACGUUACACCACGACCUACGCUAUGCUUGGAGUUCACUUGAAGGCAAGGGGGUGAUGCAUUGGGUGGUUUAGAAUACUGCGCAUAGACUACGGGACUGGGAUUGUUGCGGGUGGCGUUCAGGAGUGUCGAGAUACCCAUUGAAUAUACAAAGAGCAUUUAUUUCAUGCCAUGGAAGCUGCCAACGCCUGGAUAUGGCGUCCAUACUAGGCGGUCCCAUUUAUGAGAAAGGUUUGCUGCAUCAGAGGCACAGCAAUUGUGCUGUCAGGUAAGACACUAGACGGGCUUCUCACGCUCCA